Dentiscutata heterogama is the source of this 382-nucleotide messenger RNA. NCBI's taxonomy places the organism in Eukaryota, Fungi, Glomeromycota, Glomeromycetes, Diversisporales, Gigasporaceae. The record is from the annotation of a GenBank genome assembly.
UAUAUCUUUGAAUGCACUUACUAAAUUAAACUAUGAAUCAAAGAUUAAAUUUGAUUUUAUUUACAUUGAUGGUAGUCAUGUUGCUUCUAAUGUAUUAGCGGAUGCCAUAUUAGCAUGGAAUCUCUUAAAGGAUGGUGGAAUUAUGAUUUUUGAUGAUUAUGAAUGGGAUCGAUAUAAAGAAGAAUAUAAUAAUCCAAAGAUAGCAAUUGAUGCAUUUAUUAAAUGUUAUAAUCCACAAAUAGAAAUAAUUCAUAAAGGUUACCAAAUAACAAUUAAGAAAAUCAUUAGAGAAAGAAAACAAAGUGAAAUAGAUGAUUUUCCAGGACAUAUGAGGCAAAUAAUUAUGAAGUUUUUUGGAAUAAAUGAUUAUAAAAUUUUAUAA